GGCAAUGGUCGGCAGUCUCAUCCCGACUGUCACAAGCGGUGGGUGUGCGCGGCUCCUCCAGGGCAGCGGCCUUAUUUGGUGACGGCGCGGAGGUGACGAGGGUGACUGGUGCACGCCGCGGGUGACGGGACGCUGCCCUCGGGAUCCCCCCCGCGCGUGGCUGGCUUGUUUUUUCCCUCCUCUUCAGUCUUGGAUUAUUAAGACUGACUUGCAGUUCGCGCCCAGCCUGAGGCCACACCGGGAAAAAAGAUAGAAAGGUUCCCGGGCGGGGCGGGACGGGGGAGUCUCGCAGCUUCACCCUGAGGGCUCGGCGGAAGCAAGGCAAUACCCUCUGGCGGGCUCUCAGCGGCGCCACUUGUCUGGGUGGAGGCGGCGCAGGCGGUGGAGGCAGCGAGACGUAAGACAGUGUUCCCAAACGUGUCUUUGCCUCGUCAGUGUUACGUCUGCCAGGCUGCGGUGGAAGGUGUCAGUGUUCCCAAGGGCGUCUCUGUGAUAGUAGUGAGUAUUUGGUAAGCAUUCUACAUCUCCUGUGGGAUUUGCGAGCGUCUGACUAAUCAAUGUGUGGCCUUUGAAAAUAUUUCUGAUGCGAGAACAAGGAGUGUUUGUGAGCUGGCGUGCCUUGUGAGCUGUGGCAAGAGGACGGGCGUCUCAGUGUUACCUCUGCACUCACCGAGCCCUGCGGAGAGAAAAGUGUGAGGGAGUGAGUGUUGAGCGUUGAGCCGCGAGGUGCGUGGCGGUGGUGCCUCACUGUGUGUUCCUCGGCAGUCUGGUGCAAGAGUGCCGCGGUGAGGAGGGAGUGACCCGCUGAGGCUCAUCGGAUAAUCCUGCAGCAUUGUUUGGAUGAGGCGAUCGCCAGCAGGAGGCGGAGUGACCGACGUAAUGGCCAUGUAAGGCGAGGCGUGUGUGGUCAGCCCGCCACCUGCCACUCACUCUCUUCUUGGCGGCGCACAAUCUCUAAGACAUUAAAUCGAAGCUACACCGCCACACCCACGCCCUCCCACGCCCAUUUUCCCGCUCUCCCACGCUGGUGAGGCGCCGCGCGGUGGACGGACGGGUCGCUGAUGCCUGAAGAGCGGCGCGCGGGGCAGCCGGCACCACGUAUUACCUGGAUUAUGCAAAUGAGAUGCAGAUGAGAGACAACAGCUGAUAAGAGGUGACCUGUGUUGGCAGACUGGAGGGAAUUAAAGAGCAGCGCCGCACAGUGAAGCGUGCGGGGAUGUCUUGAGCUCUACAACUCUUCAUCUCUUUAUCUUUUUUUCUGCUUCUUUUUAUCUUCUUGCAUUUUCACUUUAUUUGCAUUUCUUCGUGUUUUACUUUUAUUUCUUCCUUGCUAUCAUAUUUUUCUUCUCCCACACAAUCGUGUUAUCCCCGUCACUAAAAGCUGUCCCUCCUCCUCCUCCUCCUCCUCUCCCCCAUUACUCCUCCCUACUCCUUUCACUUCACACAGCUAAAUCCUCCUACUUCUCCUACUCCUCCUACUCAGCCUCCACUUUCCUUCCCUGCCUCUGACCCUCACAAUCCUUCCUUUUCAUCGCGUCUCCCUCUCCGGCGGCCCUGACUCCUCCCUCUAUUGGAAGUGAAAUGUCUUGCUUAGCCCGGGAGCCCCACUGAAGAACUCAAGAGGACCCUCCCCCCGAAACAUCAUGGGGCCCUCCUCCCUCCUGCCGGCGUGGUGGUGGUGGUGGUGGUGGUGUCUCGUCCAGGCUCGCCUCGUCAGCUCCCUCAACCUUGGUCUUUGCGAGGCGGCCUUGGGCAUGGAGAGUGGCGCUAUUCCCGACGACCACAUCACCGCCUCCUCCUUCUUCGAUCCCUCCGUCAAUGCCAUCUACGGGAGGGCGCGGGUUGAGAUCCAAAGCGGCGCGUGGUGUCCCCGGAAAGUGAUCCACAGGGCAGAGGAGGAGUACCUGGAGGUGUAUCUAGGCAGCGUGCACCUGUUGACGAAGGUGGAGGUACAGGGCAGGUUCGGGAAUGGCCAGGGCAAGGAGUACGCGGAAAAGUACAAGCUGCAGUACUGGCGGCCUGGAAUGGAAGACUGGAACACUCACAGAGAUGGGAAUGGGAAUGAGCUGCUGGAUGGCAACACCAACACGUACUUGGCGCAGACGUCACAGCUGAGCCCGCCCGUGGUGGCAGCCAGGGUGAGGUUCGUGCCCUAUAGCGACCACCCGAGGACCGUGUGCAUGAGAGUGGAACUGUACGGCUGUCCCUACACGGACGGGCUGGUGUCCUACUCCAUGCCUGACGGCGACGCGCGAGGCGGGGACUACAACCUGCGGGACUUGACCUACGACGGCACGCGGCGCGGCGGCUGGCUGUCCGGCGGCCUGGGCCAGCUCACCGACGGUGAGACCGGCCACACCAACUUCCGCGUGGACGCCCUGGGCCGCGGCAGGGGCUACGAGUGGGUCGGCUGGAAGAACGACAGCCGCCAGCACCAGCCCGUGGAGAUCACCUUUGAGUUUGAGACUGUGAGGAACUUCUCUGCCGUGCACAUCUACACCAACAACUUCUUCACCAAGGACGUGCAGGUGUUCUCGCGGGCGCGCGUACUGUUCAGCGUAGGCGGGGAGCACUACCACGUCCAUCCAGCUGUUGAGUUCGAGUAUGUGGUGGACCGCAUCUUCGAGUACGCGCGCAAUGUCACCAUCCGCCUGCACGGCGCCCCUGCGAAGUACGUGAAGCUGCAGCUGUUCUUUGAGCUGCGCUGGAUACUUAUCUCAGAGAUCGCCUUUGACUCAGUGCCCUGCCGCUGCAACGCCACCAAAGAGGAGGCGCCCACUGUCACCAACCCACUGGUGGAGGGUCAGGUGUUUGAGUCUCGAUCACCGCCCGCUCCCCCCGACCCCAAAACCCCGCCCGCCGCGCCCUCGGGCCUGCUGGUGGGCGGGUUGGUCACGCUGGGAGUGGUGUUCGCCGUGAUCCCGGUUGUGCUGUUCGUGCUGUACCGCCGCUCCAGGGGUGCUCAGGCCACCGAGAAGCCGCAGCCACAGACUCCUCCUCCCGAGAACCGCAAGGUCUCCAUGAAGAUGAAAGACUUACACAUCAACCUGAGCCUUGCCUCCGUCACCACUGGCUACUCCCGCGCCAACGGCAAAUUGUACGGCCACGUGGCGGUGGACGACGAGGCCAGCUCUUCCCUGUACCAGGAGCCAUACAAGGCCGCGCUUACCACAUCCAGCGACCAGAGCGUCGGCAAAUCCACAGACUGCACGGACACGCUACUCAAGUCACCCUUCCCGCUCGACACCGAGGACUCCGUGGACUACGCCGUGCCUGACCUCAACAUGACGCCACCGCCGCCCUUCUCUGACGUGUACAAGCCGCCCUUCCCGGACGUAGUCAAGCACCCUGCUACCGCGCACUUCCAUUCCCCGCCCGUACCACCCAUCCCGCCGCCGCCCCAGGAGAUAUACCUGAGUGCCGCCGAGUACUGCCAGGCGCCCAGCAUCCAGGGUGUCACGGGCACGGUGGCCUUCACUGAAGAUGAGGUCACCGACGCUAAUUACGAGCGGCCCGUGCCCGAGCUGGCGCGACACCGCCUGCAUCCCUUGGAGACCCUGGGCGGCGGCCCGUGCGGCGUGGUGCGCCUGUGCCGUGUGGACGACGUAGGGCGCAGCGGCUCGCGGCUGGUGGUGAUGAAACAGCUGCACCCCGGGGCAAAGGAGAUCACCAAGAAGGAGUUCCACCAGGAGGCGAGGACGCUGAGCCGCCUCACGGAGUCCUGCGUGGCUCGCCUGGUAGGCAUGGUGACGCGCUCAGACCCGCUGUGCCUCAUGGUGGAGUACCUCAGUUGCGGCGACCUGCACCAAUUCCUCAGGAAACACACUCACCACGAGACCGUGCCGGCAUGCGGUGCCGCUGAGCAGCCCGUCAUCAGCUACGGUGGCCUGGUGCACUUAGCGGUGCAGGCGGCGGCGGGCAUGCGGCACCUGGAGGCUCUGGGCGUAGUGCACCGCGACCUGGCGGCACGGAACUGUCUGGUCGGUCCCGGCCUGACCCUCAAAGUGUCAGACUUGGCGAUGAGUCGGCCGCUGUAUGCCAGCCACUACUACCGCGCCGGCGAGGGUCUGCCGCUGCUGCCGGUGCGGUGGAUGGCGUGGGAGUCUUUGCUGCAGGGCAGGUUCUCCAGCAAGAGUGACGUGUGGGCCUUUGGCGUCACGCUGUGGGAGAUCCUGACGCUGGCCCGCCAGCAGCCCUACGCAGAGCUGAGCGACGACGGCGUGCUGGAGAACGUAUCCCAAUGCUGCCACGGAGACGCCGCCGCCAUGAUGGUGCUGCCGCAGCCGGCGCUCUGCCCGCGUGAGAUGUACGACAUGAUGACAGCCUGCUGGAGGCCCGGCGACCGCCAGCGGCCGCCCUUCUGGGAGGUGCUCAUGUUCCUGCAGCGCAAGAACCUCGGCUACUGCCUCGACUACCCAGACUGAGGUUGAAGAGUCGUCUCCCACUACGCCGCCCGCCUUACUGACAAGUGUCCAGCUUGGCGCAACGGACACUGGUUAACGACGCUCGCUUGAUCUCUCCACCGCUACCAAGCUUUGGAACACCGAGAAGUGACGGAGGCGUCGUGAAGCACAUUGUGUCUGUUUGAAGGGAGUCGGUAUCGCGUCGAUGUCCUCAGUGAGACAAGACUGUUGGUGCGACGUGUAUGGCGUGUGGUGGCGACACACUGGUGGAAGGAAGCCGUCCCUAUGUGUGACUACGUGUGUACUCACUUCAUGAAUGAACCAAAAGAUAAACAACAGAGUCAAUAAACAGAGUUGAAAAUUAGUUGAAAAACGUGCAGAAAAUCUCUUUGAAUGCGUGGUCGAAAAAGAAGGAAACGAAUCAGAAUUACAGAAAACAAGUUCACCAGAAGUGAGGCAGCUGCCGGGAAGGGCAGAACCAACACGGUGAAUGAAACAAAGAGGAGGAAAUGAAGCAAAGAGGGAUAACACGAUAAUACUAUUCUCCCUUCUUCUGUUCCUUCUUUUCCCUCUUAGCCAAUGCUCCCUUGUGUCUCUUCGUCCGUCCCUGCCUCCCUCCUGCUCCUGGCACCUUGAGGGACGCCGCGGUGCCUGGAGGCGUGAAAUCACCCCAUCCGUGCUGGAACACGCGGGAACUGUGAGCUGGCGAGGGGAGGGAGUGUUGCGUGAUUACAAAGCUUUAGGAGUGAAGGAAACGCAUGACGGACGCCAGUCGGGGAAUUUUGUGAUAUGUGGUGAAGGAAGGAGGAAGGAGGAGGAGGAGGAGGAGGAGGAGAAGGAAUAUACUGAGUCACUGAGGUGUUGCUUACUUGCUUUUCCUUGCUUAUCCUACGGCAAGGUUACAAACUCCAGCCUGACUCAGUUUAGUAGCAGAGGAGGCAGCGCUCUCAUCACCUUCACCACCAGCACGUGACUACCCCUGCGGCGCUGUGACUCAGUGGUGGGCGUGCUGAGUGCUGGUUGUGUUCGUCUACCUACUCUAUCUACCGUUCGCUGGUUCCUACGCCUCCAGAGGGACACGACACACGGGACACUGAAAGCCGCGUCACCUCGGCAUAACCUGUCACAAGCCUUCACCAAACGCACAAAUCACUCGGAACAAACCCGAGGAACACCUGCACGUGGACUCAUGUGUAAUACUGGCGACAAUGGAAAUAAUACACUAUACCUGUAAUACAAUUGAGUUCACCCGAGUUCGAAUUAAGCAGUAAAUGAGUCCUCUUUCAAGUUAAUUGGUGGCAUCUGGCAUCCCCAUAUUUUGUUCCUACUUGUCACUGGAGGUCAGGGGCGUGGCGGUGUGGAGACAAGAUCCGCGUAUCGCCUUGUGCAUGUUAACGUUACAAUUCAUGCGAUGGGAAGUGUUCACCGCGCCGCUGGCCAGUGGUGUGAUGAUGUGCACACGAUGAGAUGCCGCACGCCACCAGCCGUAUUGCGAGAGUGAUCACAUACAGUUAACUUAAUAUUUGCAAGGGUUUCAAAUAUUUUUAACGUGUUGUUUUUACUACUGAUAUACUAAAACACUGAAUUAACCCUGAAUGUUAAUAAAUCAUAUACCAUUUUCUCGGCGAAAGUAAAUCAUAAUUCAUAAAGAAACCCGUGAAAAGUAUUAAAUAUUUCAAAAUCUUGUAUUUCUAUUACUGAUGCACUGAAAUACGAAGUCAGUCAGUGUAUAAACAUAAAAUCUAACUCGUUAUUUUUCACGUAUACAAAAAGCCAGCGUUUCCAGUGGCGCCAGUACCACGCGAGGGUUUACGAGCAGCUGUUACUUGUAUAUUUUUUCUAUACCUCACCUGUUUUCUACGAGAGUGUCAAAGAAAAAGCAUACUUAUCUCGGCUUUACCUUAGAGAGGUUUUUGUAUACACGCAGGUGACGGAACCUCGACGCGUUACCUGCCUUCCCUCCUUACCUGUCCUAGUCAAAUAGAUCUUUCCCUAAUUGUUAAGGAUAUAUAUUUUUGGAGUCUUAAGAGGCAAUAGAAAAGAAAAGUAAUUAUUUAUAUCACUACCCUGCCAGUUAGCGAGGCAUUCUACAUACUGUACUGGUAGCAAAUAUUUGUGGUUACUGUUUUCAAAGGCAUUUUUUGGCUUUUUUUUCAUUCAUGCUUGUUGAAGAAAAAUUUUGUGCUAUAUUUAUUACUUACGGUGAAAAAUAAAAAAAAAACCGGGUGAUGUGUGAUAGAAUAAAAAGAUGUUGAGUUUUUGUUAUGAUUCUCGUUUACCAUCUCUCUCUCUCUCUCUCUCUCUCUCUCUCUCUCUCUCUCUCUCUCUCUCUCUCUCUCUGGAUCACCAGGGCGCCCAUCACCCACACAUCCCCCACAGAUCUCUCACUCUCAUCCUGCCGCCUUCAGGAGUCCCUCGGAGGCUCCCUGCGCCCCACAGCCUUCAGAUACUGUGUGCACAAUAAAAGGCUGAAAGUA
Portunus trituberculatus (swimming crab) is the source of this 6880-nucleotide messenger RNA. RefSeq names its product discoidin domain-containing receptor 2-like. Gene Ontology annotation, molecular function: collagen binding; protein tyrosine kinase collagen receptor activity; ATP binding. The record is from RefSeq and is a predicted model, not a curated record. Lineage: Eukaryota; Metazoa; Arthropoda; Malacostraca; Decapoda; Portunidae. Gene Ontology annotation, biological process: positive regulation of kinase activity; protein phosphorylation; cell surface receptor protein tyrosine kinase signaling pathway. Gene Ontology annotation, cellular component: signaling receptor complex.